AUGUCGAGUGCUCAGGGGGCCGCUGCCGCUCGUGCUGCUGAAGAGCGCAGUCGGGCAGCCUCUCAAAGUCAACAAGCUCAUUUAAAUGCGGAUGGAUUUGACAGCAAUAGCUUCAAGCUCAAAGUGGGCAGAAACGCACUUCGUGUCUGGCUGCCUGUAGCAUCGCUGACGAGAGCCUCGUUCCCUUCAUCACCACCGAAAGGUCAAACGGGUGCUCGAUAAGGAGAUCAGCGCCAAUGCCUCUGCUCAUGUCACGUCGCGAUGUCUAAGGGUGAGUGUGCUAGAGUCCUGAAGACCGUUGCACCAAGACUGAUUCUCUCGUCUUUCGAAGCUCAUGCACGCUCUGCUGCACAACGUUGAGCAGCAUCCUCAAGAAGCAAAGUAUCGUUCAUUCAAGUCUGCUCAGCCCAAGAUUCACAAAGAGGUGCUCUGCGUGACUGGGGCGAAGGAGCUGCUCCAUCUAGCUGGAUGGAAUACCCGCGUGCGGGACUUCACAGAAGAAUGGGCCUUUGAUGAGAAGUUCAGGCCCGGCACAGCUGCGUGGUCGAGGUUGAAAUUGGUUGUGCAGUGCCUUGAUGAGCAUGCGAGAAGUUUGGAGGAGACGGCAGAAAGGAUCAAGGGCAUGCAAGAGCGAGAAGCACAAGCUGAGAAGUCUAGAAAGGUCAGUGAUCACGAGGAUGCUGCUGAUUUGCAUCAAACUGAUUCAUCAACAACAUCUUCGGACGCACCGAUUCUCUCACUUGGCCCAUGUUGGCUCUUCAGGCGCUGGCUAUGUCGCAAGCUGAAGAGGAUCGCGAGCGUGUACGACGGCGCGUUGAGAGAGAGCGCAUUGCACGCGAAGCGAAGGCAAAGAGCGAGCUAGCACAGCGUGAAGCCGGGCCGAUCCAGUCUCCGUCUGUAUCGACUGCGCAAGGGCAGAGUCCAAGAACAGGUUCCGCAAAGCCCAUCGAAGAAGAGGCAACAGAUGCAGAAGAUGAUUACAUUGAAGUUCCUGGGCACUUCUCAGAGCUCAGUGGUGGGCAACGACUUGGCGCGAAAGACGGAGCCUGA
Molecule: messenger RNA, 1050 nt
Organism: Ceraceosorus bombacis
Lineage: Eukaryota; Fungi; Basidiomycota; Exobasidiomycetes; Ceraceosorales; Ceraceosoraceae
Source: the annotation of a GenBank genome assembly